Parasteatoda tepidariorum (common house spider) is the source of this 1920-nucleotide messenger RNA. RefSeq names its product phosphatidylinositol-3,5-bisphosphate 3-phosphatase MTMR14. Lineage: Eukaryota; Metazoa; Arthropoda; Arachnida; Araneae; Theridiidae. Gene Ontology annotation, molecular function: phosphatidylinositol-3-phosphate phosphatase activity. Gene Ontology annotation, biological process: dephosphorylation. The record is from RefSeq and is a predicted model, not a curated record.
GUGAUUAAAAAUUUUAUUUCUUCACUCUUUCCCAUUUUUUUCGGCAAGUUCCAUCUUGAAAUUUUUACAACAGAAGGCUAUUAAUAUUUCUAUAAUGCCUGGUACAACGGUUCCACCAAGUGAAGAAGUCGAUGAAUCCGAUUUCGUGUUUUAUUAUCUCGGAGAGUCCUAUCUACAUGAUCAAAAAACAAAUAACGAGGAGGUUCAAGAAUUUGUCAACCAAUAUGAAGCUGCUAAAGCUAAGAAUGAAGCUGCAGAAGCUAUGUCAGUUGACCAAGAAGCUGAAUCGGUGUCCAGUAUUAUGAAAGGCACUCGAUCAACAGUUGCUAGCGAUGUAGGAGAAGACUUUGAAUCUCUGGAAGUUGAUUGUUCUGUCGGGGAUGACGAUAUAGUGAACUUGUUGAAACGUGCUGCAACUCGACACUACGAUGCUUGUUUCGAACACACUGUGGACCAAAAUAUAUACCUCAAAUGUGCAGCUCUUCUGAAAAUGGACUAUAUAUGUAAGGAUUUCUAUAAUCUUGGUGGUACAGUAUGUUGGAACUAUCCCAAGAAUAUACUUAUUCCAAUUGCCUUUAAAUCGAACAGUCCAAAUACAUCUAAUGAAGAUGCAAAAGUGGAAGGCUCUGAGAUGACAAAUUUCGUCGAAAGUUUUAAGGACUAUCUUGACUUCUCAGAGAAAGCCUCUGUUGCUAGAUGUAGAAGUAGAUUCCCAGUUCCAGUUAUUUUGUACAAAAAUAAGUAUGUAUGCCGUUCAGGAACGUUAGCUGUUCGUAAAGGGGCAGUUUUCGAGGCCAUGAUGAAAUCUUCUAAACCUGGAAGUCAAGUCAUUGGUCAGUGGGUUGGUGAGCCAAUAUGGUCGUAUUUUUAUUCUUGUGCUGCAGACAUCGUCAAAAAAGUCCAGGAUGCUUUGUCUUUAAUGGUAUACGGAGUAGAAGAAAUGAAAAACAUCGAUGCGAAAAUUCUUAAAGUUCUGGAGGUUAAAUACAUAUGCGAUUUAAUGGUAGAAAAUCGAAAGUACCAUACUGGAAUGUGGGUGAGCUCGUCAGAAAAAAUAAACAUGGCUAAAUAUGGUGAAUUUAGAUGUUUGCGAAUUCCUUUCCCAGGUUGCGAAUUUUUCAAAGAGUACAGCAAAAUAAAAUCUUCUCCCGAAUAUGAAAAAGAUAAGCAGAGUUUAGUGUUUGAUUGGGAAUCGCCUGAAGUAGAUUCUAAUCUUGGAUUUGCCGUGGAAGAAGCAUUGCCGUUUCCGGAAUUUGAUUGGAAAUCAUACACAAAUUGGGAUUUAGUGACUUUGACAAAGAACUACAUGAAGUUACUCCUUCAUUUUCUAGAAAAUGCUGAAGGUGGACUCCUCGUGCAUUGCAUAUCAGGAUGGGAUCGGACUCCUUUGUUCAUUUCCAUGCUGAGGCUUUCUUUGUGGGCUGACAACCUUAUUCACAAAGAGCUUGACGUUCACCAAAUGGCAUAUUUUACUAUAGGCUAUGAUUGGUACCUUUUUGGACACAAUUUGCCUACGAGAUUGCAUAAGAAUGAGGAGAUCAUGCAUUUCUUUUUCAAAUUCUUGCCUGAAAUUGCAUCUCCUGAGUAUUCCCUAAUAAAGGAUUCGGAGGACAAACCGAAGCUCCUGCAAAAGAGAAGAUCUUUAAUUGAAAAUGUGAGCAAAUUGGUCUUGGACCACUACGGCGAGAGCACUUCGAUUGCACAGCCGGUAGCCGAAGACAUCCUUGUUGAUACUACCGAUGCAUGAGGAUACUGAUUACUGAUGUUUACUACUGAUGAUUGAAGUUGAAGACAUAUUUUAAUGCUAAUAUAAGGGCUAAUAUUGUAUAUUUUAACUGAAUUUAAAGUUAUUUGUAUUUCCUGAUUGCUUUCUGUAAGACUGUUUUACCAUAAACUUAAUAAAUUUAAUGUUUUCAGAUA